Postia placenta MAD-698-R-SB12 is the source of this 417-nucleotide messenger RNA. RefSeq lists its product as hypothetical. Lineage: Eukaryota; Fungi; Basidiomycota; Agaricomycetes; Polyporales; Adustoporiaceae. Bases 1 to 417 code for a protein of 138 amino acids. The record is from RefSeq and is a predicted model, not a curated record. The transcript has 2 exons.
AUGACUUCUGAACGCGUUUACAACCUCACUCACUCUGACAAGACUCUCACCGCCGCCUUUGCUACCUCGCCCGACUCGUCUCCUGGCGAACUCGGCAAGACGCUUUACGCUGAACAUCACCAUGGCAUACACAAGCCCAAUGCCACAGGUGGUAUCACUGCGACAAUACGCGACAUGCUCAAGACCGGCCAUGCUCCAGACGAAGCCAAGGAAGCCGUGCGUGAGGAUGAUCCGACACCGGAAGAUCUGGACAGAGCAGCAGAGUGUGGUCAGUUUGGAACAAGGCCGACUGACCUCUUUCUGAAGGUCUAUUACGAUGUCCUCAAAACCUUGGACGUUGAUCCAUGGGCAGGUGCCAUUUCUCCACCUCUUCUUGGCUCGCGCGGAGUUGUCACUCUGUCAAUCAUUUCUGUGUGA